Molecule: messenger RNA, 2769 nt
Organism: Cryptomeria japonica (Japanese cedar)
Lineage: Eukaryota; Viridiplantae; Streptophyta; Pinopsida; Cupressales; Cupressaceae
Exons: 4
Coding region: 355-2769 (804 amino acids)
Biological process (GO): defense response
Molecular function (GO): ADP binding
Source: RefSeq, a predicted model, not a curated record
AUGGAUUUCAUACUUCAGAUAUUAAAACAUAAAUCUAAAUAACACAACUUUUGAUCCAUUGUUUUCCCAAAAGGGUUCGUGAAAGAAGCUUAAAGGCAAAUUCAAGAUACAAUUAUAUCGAGACAUUUUUUUUAAGUCUAUAAUUGUCAAAUUAAUUUGUGAAGCUAUUUGAAAUUCUUUGAAGAUGAAGCAAAGUUUAGGGAUGAAAUUGUGAGAGCCAUCUCUCGUCUAUUACCACAAAAGUAUCAUGUCCCUGCCAUCCGAGGAGAAGCACGCAUUUGCCAGGAGGUUGCAGAUUUCUUCAACUUUGUUCGUCCCAACGAAAGGGGAAUCUGCGUUGCAGGAUUAUAUGGAAUGCCGGGCAUGGGUAAAACUACAAUUGCCAAGUCUUUUUGCAAUCUUAAUUUCGAGAAUUUUGAUGGAAAAGUAUACCAUCUGGAAUUUGCUCUUCGAGGCCAUUCAAUGGACAGCAAAAAUUUUAAGUUGUUGACAAAGAGUUUACAGGGGCAAAGAGUAUUGUUGGUUCUGGACAAUAUCCAAACCGAAGAAAGCAUAGACAUUCUGAAAUAUUUUCUUCAAGCAGACUUGGGUGAAAAAAGUUGGAUCCUUUUAAGCGCACGAAGCGUAGAUGUUCUAAAGAAUUUCAAUGAUUUACAGUCAUGCAUGAGUGUCCCAGGCCUUGAAGAGAAAGAGGCGAUAGCCAUCUUGUUGGAAAGGACCUCUCUAGCGGAGUCAUCGUUGGAAGCGGAGAACAGAGGUUUCGCUCUGCAGUGUGCAAAUAGAUGUUUGUUCAAAGAGAUUAGUUUUAACAGUGUUAGGGGGGCUGACACAUUUCAUCCGUUAGCCUUAAAAACCUUUGGCCGAUACCUCUUUAGCAAAUAUGGUUCCGAUUUGUCAAAAUGGGUUCCUGAGUUAGAUGUCUUGGUCGCUGGAAAAGGUGUUGGUUUGGAUGACAUGUUCACUGUGCUCGACAAAGUUUUUGAGGAUAUGGAUCCAAGAUACCAAACCAUAUUUAUGCUUCUCAGUGUAUAUAUACCGCCUAAUAUGUCUCCCCUCAAAGUUGCUGAGUGGCUUGCAGUAAAUUGCAAGGAAGAGAUCGACUUCAUUGAGGAAGCGGUUGAGGAUCUAGUGCAGAAGGGUUUCAUUGAAGAAAUUAAACCAGAAAUUCGCAUACAUGAUCUGUAUGCGGAGUUUGCUCAAAGCAAAGCAAGAAAGAUGGUGAGAUGGCUGUGGUGCAAAGGAGACCCCACUACUUCAGAAGCUAGAGGAGUGUUGAUUUCAGAAGACGGAGGAGGAUUUGAAUUGAUAAAGCUAGAGUAUUGCCAGAAUCAAGAUCUGUCCAAGAUCGGCGAUAAGUACGUUAACAAUCUAUGGGCUCUUCAGGUUGUAGCUGCGUGCAAAGAGAUGAACAACCUUGGAUUGAGCUCCAUGAAAAAUAUAAGGAGCCUCAUUAUACACAAUUGUGAAUUUCUGGAAGUCCUUCAAGGAAUGGAAAAUUUGCCACACCUGGCGUGGUUUCAGAUAGUGAAUGUACCAAAGUUGAAGGUCUUGAAUUUAAGCAGCCUCAGUGCCUUAGAGUAUAUUGAGAUAAACACCAGCGGGCCCACUGAGCUUGGAGAUCUUACUGGUGGUGUUUCUCUAAGAGAAAUUUAUGUUCUCUGUCCAUCCCUCUCGGAGUUCCCAAGGAUAAAUGGUCUGCCAUAUUUGGAGAAAGCGAAGUUUAAAGCGUGUGAGGAAGUAAACGGCCCACUCGACUGUAGAGCAUGUGUAAAUCUUCAGAGCACUGCCUUCGAAAAUUGCUGGCAGAUGGCUCACAUACCAUUGAUCGAUGGUUGCUCCAGCAUAUCCAAAAUUGUUCUAAAUAGAUGUGAUCAGGUGACGGAAUGUUCAGAUGAAGAUGAAUCAAGUGCUUUAGGGAUAGUAAAGUUGUGCAUUUCAUCAGAAGAUGCUUCGGCGACAGGGAAUUCAGAAUGUUGUGAUGGACUGAAUAACGUUCCCUUAUGGAAUAUUGUGAUAUCGACGGAUGUUCCGAGUUUGAGACGUUUUUCAAAUUUGACUGUGCUUAAACUAUACAAUUGUGAUAUAUGUCAAGCACCGGAUGUUGCAUGUUGUGGAAUGUUGGAGGAUGUUUGCUUUUCCACAUUGAAAAAUUUAGAUAGCUUUCCCGAUUUCUCAUCACUAUGGAAGUUGAAGAAAUUAUGUUUAUGUAAUUGCCAGAGGGAUCGAGAUCCUCCCGAUAUCGGGGGAUGCUACUCAUUACAGGUGUUUCAUCUACUGUACAACGAUAAUUUGAAAGCACUUCCAAAGAUGGAUGGCUGGCAUCCAUUCGAGGAAAUCAAAUUGAGUUGGCAAUCGGAGGAGGUCUUUGAUUAUUCUGACAGCUAUGAAUAUGACGAUAUAGAAUUUUGUCUGGAUUACCAGAGAGAGGAGAUCUUCAGAAACAUAAAUGAUAUAUUUAUGCCAGUGGAACUGAAGAAGUGGCAGUGGAUACAGAGGAAGGCCGUGCGGGUGAAGCAAUAUUUCCGUGGAAUGAAGGCGUAUUACUUUAUCACGGCUCCCUCUGAAUUGUACGGUGAACGCGAGGCGCGGAAGCAAGCUUGUAAUGCCGACCCUCUUGAUCAAGCUAUUAAUCACAGGGCAAGUGGCAUCUCGGGUAAGCUUUUAAUACCAACUUUAAAUGCUUUAUUUAACAAACCAAAAUCAGGCAAGAUAUUAUCAAAGUUUUAUUAUAAUUUUAUUAUGAACGAUUGGGUUUCAUUAUUUCAAUAA